UCCCGUGACGAUGGAGAUGAAAGAUGUGCGUGAAGAUCUGGUCGCCCUUCGCCGGGAGGUGUCCGCCCUUCGUGAAGUGGUGGCUGCCCUUCGUGAAGAGAUGUCCGCCCUUCGUGGAGUGGUGGCCCCCCUUCGUGAAAAGGUGACCAUUCUGAGUGAGGUAGUGGCGAAGGACAAUUCGGACACGAAGAAGCUCAAGGGGGAGAACGCCGCACUUCACGGUGCGGUGGUCCGCCUGGAGCAGGCAGUUAUCGAGGAGCGGACCACUCGCCAGACCGUGGUGGAGGAGCUGCGGCAGGAGGUCCGCCGGCGAGCGGCGCCAUCCGGCCGUCCCCAGGGUAAAAUUACAAAAGCGUUUCAUGACGUCAUAGUACAGACGGAGCCCCAGCCAUCGGCAGUCAAUGACGUCACGGUACAGACGGAGCCCCAGCCAUCGGUCGCCAGUGUAUUCAAAACCCUUGAGGAGGCGCUCGGCCUUGCAACCAUGACGACGUUCGACGCUCCGUCAGCCCUUGGCGAGAAUCAGCUGACGGCGCUCCUGCAGAGUCUUCCCCGCUUGGAGGAGCUGACCGUCAGAGUCCCGUUUUUCGGAACGGGGCGGUGGCUGCGGCUGCUGCCGACGUCACUUAGGACGCUAUACGUUGCAGGGCUGGAGGUGACGGAGCCGAGGUGGCCGGGACGGUACGGGAGUGGUCUGUCGGUAUCUCUCCAGGGGGUGGCUGCCGACACCAUCAGCUACCUGGCCACGGAGCUGGGGUCUCGGAUUACGCUACUAGACACAGAUGAUCAUUUUGGAUCACAAUUUCAAUCGCCCACCAUGGUUGGAGGCGGAGCUGUCAUCGUUUUGUCAUUCUUUGCCUUGCUGAGUAAUGUGCUGGCCCAUGAAUGUUAUGUAUGCACAGAACAAGAUGGAAACUCCGGCAAAUGUACGACUACUGUGGCACUAUGUCAGUAUGAAGAGGAAUCCUGCAUGACCACCGUCGGCUGGGGAAGCCAGCCCGGCUGGAGGAUCGGCGUGCCAAUGGUACACUUUGUGACGAAACGCUGCGCCACCGACGCCGAGUGCGAGCGCCGCCGGCGCGCCGACGAGCCGCUCUGCACGCGCAACGUGUACGAGGACUGGCGCUGCACAUCGUGCUGCAAGGGCGACCGCUGCAACUACUACGUCAUCGACGGCGCGGCCGAGCGGCGCGCCGGUCUGCUGUGUGUGGCUCUGGCCGGACUGGCCCUGCUGCUUCCGGCCGCGGGACUGCCGGGUCGCUGAGCUGUGACCGCGCCGGACUGGACCGGACCGGGCUGCGGACCACCGGACCGGACCGGACUGGACCGCGGACCACCGGACCGGAGUCGGAGGGGGCGGUCAGGUCAGCCGGGAGUCACGGGGAGAGCGGGGCUGCCGUGCUCACCCGCUGCCGACCGCGCUGCCCGUGACCGUCUGAACCGGCAGCUAGGAUACUUAAGACAUUAUUUCUAAUUUUCUAAGCGGGCUAUUGCACUGUGAAGUGGGGACGUUUUUAUAUCUUUUUACACAUAUGCUGCACUGUUUGACACUUUUUGUAAACGUUUAUACAUUAAGUUUAUGGGACCAUUUUGGUGGCGCUUUACGUCGGAAGACAUUAGUGAUUCAUCGGGCGCCACCAUCCGUGUACCGUGUGCCGCUCUUGCCGGGGCGGAGUCCCAAGUGGCGCUGCGUACGGCGCCGGAGCUAGUAGAUCUGCACUCUCCUGUGAUACUCUGGCGGGCAUUGUGUCUUUCCGGUGGUCGGUUACUCUCUGUGAUGCUCUGACUGAUCUCAGGCGCUCUGUUCCUCUGUAUGCCGCGCCUCGAGCUCACAUUUGUCGCGGCCGUCCGUGACGGGGGCGUGGCCGUCCCAUCCAGCUGUAACUGUACGGAGGCGUCCCGUCCAGCUGUAACUGUACGGAGACGUCCCAUCCAGCUGUAACUGUACGGAGUACGUCCCAUCCAGCUGUAACUGUACGGACAGUUGUGUCUUUUUGCCACGGCAUCCAGUGUCCACUGUCCAUGGAUGAUUGGGAUGCUACGAAUCUUCGUUAGUUCAAGUGGCGACUAUCGCCUUCCGAUGUAGUGAAUUGUAGUUUGAAUUAAACAUGUCACGAGCAACGAAUGGUUGACGAUCAUCCCAGGGUGCGAACUCGCUUAAACGGAACAAACUCGUCUUAUCAACGGAACAAUGCAUAGGCCAAACAAACGGUGUUCAUCCUAUGAGCAGGGUUCCAUUUGAGGCGAGUAGGUACUGCUCCCUCUCCUUGGGCUGGUUUGCAUGUCUCGGUGGCCCCUAGCCAUCUCACGGACAGCGAACGCGCUGUGAUCAGUCAUGUGAUCGUUAUCAUGUGACUACGCGUCAACGAUUAGCUAGGACCACUUCGUUAGGUGUUCAUUUUGAUACAAAUACUUUUUAAUACACGCCGUCCAAUUUCUAA
Amphibalanus amphitrite is the source of this 2441-nucleotide messenger RNA. RefSeq lists its product as uncharacterized. Lineage: Eukaryota; Metazoa; Arthropoda; Thecostraca; Balanomorpha; Balanidae. The record is from RefSeq and is a predicted model, not a curated record. Bases 11 to 1264 code for a protein of 417 amino acids. The transcript is spliced from 8 exons.